AUGACGUAGUGAGAGAUUUUCGCUUUUCAUAAACGCUGAAUUUAAGAGCGAACUGAUUGGACCAUUGUUUGAUGAUAUUUCUUUUUUUGUUAUUAUUGUUCAUUUUCUAUAUGGUCUAUUGAGAGGAGAUAUUUUAUUUUGUGUAUAUUUCUAAUAUCAGUGUAAUAUCCCGAAAUUGAAAAUAAUUUUCAGUUUAACUUAAAAAAUAAGUUAUAGAGUUAUAUUAAAGAAAUUGAUUUCGUAUUUAUUUUAGUGAUAUAUUUCUUGAUUCUUUUCAAAAGAACCGUUCUAAAUAAAGUAGUAAAUUGUUUACUGCAGUUAUAUUUUUGUUGUGAAUAAAAUUUUAACUUUCAUUUAUGAUGAAAGCAAAUUCAAGACUGUUUGUGUAUUGGCUGAAAUUGAUUGAAAGUUAAAAACAAUUUAGUUUUCACGUGCUCAAUAAUGAAAUAUUAUGAAUUUCAUUUCCAGUUGAUUAAGAAAAGAUUGAAUUACUAGAAAACUUGUGUCAGCAGUAAAGAGUAUAUUGAGUUUUUCAAUAUGUCCAGUCAGGAAUCGCAUGGUGUUGUAUUGCCUUCUGAUGAUAGCUACCUAGGUGUUUUUCCUGAACUUCAAAAUUUAGACCUUGUAUUAUUAAGAUGCCAGUACUGUGAUAAAUGUCUAAUGCCGAAUGUGUUGAAAGACCACACUGAGCGUUGUCCAAGCCGAAAGAGGUUGCCUGAAAAAACUCUUUCUGCAAGUGUAGAAACAGAUCAGCUUCGUUCUGUUAAAACUCCAAGAUAUAAAUGUGAAAGUCCACAAAUUUACCCAGAAAAUGCAGAUACUGUACCCUGCAAAUUUUGUGGCUUUAGAGUAAAACUCUCGCAUCUAAAUUUACAUUUUGAGCAAAUGCAUAGGUUUUCUUCCACUCCAAUAAGUUCAGGUAACUCAUUGCCUAAUGUGAAUUCUUCUGCAUUGUCAGAAGUAGACACUUCCAGUUCUAACUCCUCUCCCGUUUGGGAGAGUGAUAAGAGUAACACUUAUGACAGUUUGUCAUCUUCAAGUUCAAACUCUGUUAAUAUUGUCAGAUUAAAACAUGACAAAUCUAAAUUUAUUCCAAAAGAUACUGUGAUACCUGUUGUUCCAUUAAUGCCAAGCAGUUCAAGGUCGUGUGAAACUACUCAGGAACCAGUAAUUUCAGAUGAGAAACCUCCUUCCCCUGCUCAACAAUUUUUAGCAUCCUUACCAAAUCAUAAGAUAUCAAAUCUACAAGCUAUGCUUCCAGUGACAACUUCAAAUAACAUUGUUUCAACUCCUUGUUCUACUCCAGAGACUUUCAAAUGUCGUUCUUUUUUCGAGACUAUUGAGCCCUCCUCUUCCUUUGUUACCACUGUUAAAGAGUCUUCUUCGGAAAUGGGAAAAACUCCUAAACUUAUCAUUAGGAGAGUUUCACAUCAAAAUCCAAAUGAUGUAAGAAGAAUUGCUCUUAACAAAGGUAUCAAGGAAAACCCUAAUGCAGAUAACUUACGCUGUUUUUUAUUAACAAAAGGACAAAGCCGUCCACAAAAAAUAAAACCUUCCAAGCAUCAGGUGAAGUUUAGUGAAGCAAACAAAGAGAAAGAAAUUCCUAUAGAUGAGCGUGAUGAGUAUUUAAGAGCUUCUGAACAACAAAUAUCCAUUUUAACUGGUCGCAUAGAAGUCUUAAACAGACAAAUUGAAAAAUUAACUGGACAAGUUGGUCCAUUACGAAUAGAAAAUGAAGAAUACAGAGCUGAAAUUAGAAAUCUUAGAUCUAGAGUUGAAGAAUUAGAAAAUAGCACCACUACUCUUAUUGAACAAAGAAAUUUACGAGUUAAGAAUGAUAAAAAAAUUGAAGAAUUGAAACAGAGCUGGGAGCGUGAAAGAUUUCACUUUACACAACGUCUUGAAGAAAUGAAAACAGAAUUGAGUGAUUAUAAAAAUUCAUCAGCUGUAGAAAAGCAUAAACUAACUCUGAUGAACAUCCAAUUUGAAAGGAAGUAUACUUUGCAAGAAGCACUGUUAGAUAAUCUUCAAAAAGAGAAAGAAAUAUUAGAACGCCAUCUACCACCCAGUGUACACUAUCGACUUGCUACAAGUGAGCUAGUGGACAUUCAAAACAGAAGAUCUGUUAUUUAUGCUUGUUUAAAUGGUGCUAUGGAUUGCCAUUUGAACACUCCCCAAACGAUGGCUCAACCUCCUCGAAAUAGUAGACAAAUUCUUGAUAUGACUGAAUACAUUCCUAAGGAUACUUCAGCAGUUGAAAUGUUACAAACAAGUAAUGGACAAUUGAUCAAAAUUUGUAAUCUUACUGAUAACAAAAUUCAAUAUCAGGGAUAUUCAACAGAAAUGACUGAUGUGAAUGAGAUAAUUAAUUUGAAGGGAGAUGGCAAUAGCAGUAAUGAAGGAGCUGGUGUUUCCUAAGAGUAUUGCUAAUGAACAGAUCAAUUUAGUUUGAAAAUUUUCUUUUGAGGCACCUUGCUUGCUGCAAAUUGAAGUAAGGAAUUAGAAAAAGAAAAAAAAAACUUGCCUCUUCAAAGAUAAAAAAGAAACACGGCUUGCAUUCAUUCUAUUUAAACCUUAUGGAAAGAUCAAUGGACAUGUAGAAUAUGAAAUUCUACUGAAUAUGAAGUUUAGAGGCUAAAUUUUUACUUGCUUACAUUGGAGUGAAAGCAAGAAUUUAUAAAAUGUGAUAGCUUCAUUUUUUUUUAUUUAUUGUAUAAAUUAUUAUGUUUUAUUUUUGUUAUAAUUCUCUAAGUGAAUUAUACUAUUGUCUUUUUUUCCCCUUUAAAAGUAAUAUAUCAGGAUAAGCAGAUUCUUGCUUAAUUUAUUUUAAGCAUUUGGCCAUUGAAAUGCCUUCAAUUCUAUUGUAUCUGAUUUAUCAUAUAAAAUUAAUUACUUAAAAAAAUAAGUAGCAUAUAAUAUCCAUUUCAUUUUGCAAUUUAUUAUCUACAGAUGUGUACAUUUUACCUAGGCUAACCAGAAUUUUUUUUUUUUUUUUUAAAGGAAGAAAAAAAAGUUGGCAUUGCUUAAACUGGUUACAUUUUUCAUCAUAAAUUUUUGCAUUAGGUUAUUAAACAAUGUGUAAACUUUCGGAAGCCAUGAAUAUAGUAACCAACCCUCUGUUUAAAGGCAAUAUUUUUAUACUUGUAUUGGUUCAAAACUACUGACUUGAUAAUUUCAAAGAAUAAGAGUAAAUUAUAAAAUUCUUCUUCAUGCAGUAGGACCCAUAUUUACGGAGGAGCUUGAGAAACAGAAAAACUUUGUAAUAACACCUACCGCUUAAUCUGAAUUUAAGGUUAGUGAGAAAAAAAACAUAUGUUGUUAUUUAUGAAAUGUUGAUUACUUAGAUUGUUGAUUAUUUCAUUUAAUUUCGUUUGUAACACUAUCAUGCAUUAAAUUAGAGGUCUUUGAUUCUACUUAGUCCACCAGUGAUAAUAAUUUAGUAUUUCUCCGAAUUAUCUCAUUGAGUUCAAAGGAAUAGUUACAUAAAAACGGAGAAAGACUGUUAAGUAAAAAUUGUUUUAGAUGGUAAUGGGUAGUGCAAAGUUUGAAGCUGAUGCCUAUGAAUAAAUUGAUGACGUAGUUUUCUUUGUAUUUUAUUGAGAUAAAAAUGAUAAAUCAACUAACAGACACUGAUUUGGAUCAAAAACUCAAAAAAAGUUGAAUGGCAGAUCAGCAUCUGAAGAAUUUUUUUAGAAUUGCAACUGCAAAUAUUUGAAACAAUAUUGCAGAUUUCACAUUAAGCCUAAAAUGGUAUUCAUUAUUUUUUAAUAUAAUUUUUGUACUGGAGUACUGCUGAUGUAAUAAGUUUUUCAGUAUUGAUAUAUUUUGUAUGUUUCAGGCAAUAAAAAAAUAGAAAAAUCAAUUGAUUCUGGUCUAAUUUAACUUAAGUUUAUAGCAAAUAAUAACAUAAUUAGAAUUCACCAAAUUUGGGAAGUCAUGCUAAAAUUUGCUGUGUUUCACUCCUGAUUCCUUGACUGAUUUGAUUUGUCUGAUGUGUGGCUUAAAAGAUAUCAAGAAUUUAUUAAUGUUUGCUAAUGCAAAUGGUUAAAGAUCCCUAACUUAAAUUUUCAUGUGUAUUUUCUAUAGUUUUAAAGAAAAGUUAAAGGUUUUCUAAAGAAUCUACAGCACUAGUACUUAUCAAUAUUUUAAGCAAAAUUUCUUAUUCCAAUUCACUACAUUCAUUUGCUUUUUCCUGUACCAAAGUAUAUUUUGCAAUUAUUAUGUAUCAAAAGAAUUUUAAUAAUUUUAAAUGAUUGAUGUGCAUUUUUUAUUUUAAUAAUUUUUUUUCACUACUUUUGAUAUAAUUUUAUGCUUUCAGAAUCAUUUCUUUAUUAUAUCUGGGAACAAGUGAAAAAAAAUUGCACUUUGAUACAUUUAUAGUGAGCUAAACGAAAGAGUCCAAUUCCCUUAUUGAAUUUUGGAUCGUUAUUAGUGGGUCUUACUGUAUCUAUAAUUAUUAUAAAAUAUAAUUGUCUCGUCUAGAAAGUUAUUCGUUUGAUUUUCUUGACAUUCCCUUCUCAAACUGGGUGAUCAAAAUACAUUUCUGCCUAAAGAAAUGUUUUGCAAAUGUACUUCAGAAGAAGUUUUAAGUAUUAAAAUUCAAUGAUAAGAGUUUCAAUGAUAAAUUCAAUGUUACGUAAACAUACCUUACACUUACUAUGAAUUACUACUUAGUGUUAAUAAAACUUUUCCUAAUUAGGCUAAAUUUUAAUAUUUAUUUUGUGAUAAAUAUAUUUUUUAAAUUUAAUUUACCUUUAUGUUUUAAUUAAAUAACAAUCUCCUGAUGUAGGGAUUUUUUUUCAAAUAAUCACCUUUUGUUAAUAUAAUAGUAAUAUUUUCAUUUGGCUCUACCGAAAUAAAGUUAAUCACUUACGUUGUUGAGUAACAAAAUAUGAACUACAAUUUUCAAUUCUAAUUCCAAUAUGUGAUGCUAUUUUAUUAUUCUAUUGCUAUUAAACAAUACUAUUUUAUUAGUGAUUAAAAAUAUAUUUCAAUAAAAAGUUAUUGUUUUAAUUAUUUUUAAACUUAUGUAAUUAAUUAUUUCUUAAUAUAAAAUUUUAAUUUCAAUCAAUGAAAAAAAUGGAAAUAUAAAAAUAUUUCCUUUUAGCUAUAAGCUAUAAACUUUUUAGUUUGUAGCAAAAAAACAUUGUACAUAUUAUUCUUUAUGUAUAAAUGUAAUGAAAUAUUCCUCCUCCUUCAAUUUUUUUUAAAGUUACUUUGUAUAGUAAAAUUUAUUUUUAAUAUUCUUCUUUUUGCAAUGUGAUUAUUUAUAUUACAUAAUUAACUGAACUAUUUUUGUUAAAAAUAGUCUUAAUUGUUCUUCAUAAGGAAUUACUGCUGUAAACAGGGUAAAUAGUGUUGCUGAAAUUGAAAUUAUUUCAGUUAUGUAAAUGCUGUAAUUUUUGUAAAUUUUUUUACUUACAUUUGUUUAUAAAAUAAAAUAGAGUUUUUUUGUAAAUA
Molecule: messenger RNA, 5460 nt
Organism: Parasteatoda tepidariorum (common house spider)
Lineage: Eukaryota; Metazoa; Arthropoda; Arachnida; Araneae; Theridiidae
Source: RefSeq, a predicted model, not a curated record